AGCCCCGCCUCCCCGCGAUUGUAAAUACGGGCGCCACGUGAAGCCCCCGCCACAGGCAAGGGGACAGCGACAGUCCCGGAGCCAGGGGAUCCCCGCUCGCUCACCGCUCGCACCCGCCGCCCCGGCAGCGAUGAAGGCCGCCCGCAUUGCCCUCCGCAGCGCCGCCCCCCUGGCGGGGGCCAGCGCCGGCAGCGGCCGGCUGCCGCAGGAGGUGGAGCAGUUCUCCCGCUUCUCCCCCUCCCCGCUCUCCAUCAAGCAGUUGCUGGAUUUCGGCUCAACUAAUGGAUGUGAGAGAACUUCUUUCUCAUUUUUGCGGCAAGAACUUCCUGUGAGGUUUGCAAAUAUCCUGAGAGAAAUUGAUCUUCUUCCUGAUAAAUUACUAGGCACUCCAUCAGUAAAAUUAGUAAAAAGCUGGUACCUACAAAGCCUAAAGGAGUUGAUUGAGUUCCAUCAGAAAAGCCCAGAUGACCAAAAAGUCUUAUCUGAUUUUAUAGAUACUCUAAUUAGAGUCCGAAACAGACAUCAUGAUGUGGUUCCUACAAUGGCACAAGGAAUAAUUGAAUACAAAGACACUUUUAAAGUAGAUCCUGUCACCAAUCAAAACAUCCAGUAUUUUUUGGAUCGUUUUUACAUGAGCCGUAUUUCCACCCGGAUGCUAAUGAACCAACACACUCUUCUUUUUGAUGAUAAAUCUGGCUCGGGGCACCCAAGGCACAUUGGAAGUAUUGAUCCUUGCUGUGAUGUUGUUGAAGUAGUGAAUGAUGCUUAUGAAAGUUCCAAGAUGUUGUGUGACCAGUAUUACUUAACAUCUCCAGAAAUGAAACUUACUCAAGUGAACGGGAAAGCUCCAGGAGAACCAAUUAGCAUUGUAUAUGUUCCAUCUCAUCUUUUUCACAUGCUUUUUGAGCUCUUUAAGAAUUCAAUGAGAGCAACUGUUGAAUUCCAAGAAAACAGUCCUACCCUUUCUCCAAUUGAAGUAACAGUUGUUCUAGGGAAAGAAGACCUGGCAAUCAAGAUCUCAGACCGAGGAGGUGGUGUUCCAGUGAGGAAAAUUGAGCAGCUGUUUAGCUACAUGUAUUCCACUGCACCAAGGCCAAAUAUGGAUGAUGGUCGAAAUACCCCUCUUGCUGGCUUUGGGUAUGGCUUGCCAAUUUCUCGUCUCUAUGCUAAAUACUUUCAAGGAGACCUAAAUCUUUACUCCAUAUGUGGUUAUGGAACAGAUGCUAUCAUCUACUUGAAGGCCUUAUCAACAGAAUCAAUAGAAAAGCUCCCAGUUUUUAACAAAUCAGCUUCCAAGCAUUACCAGGCUACCUCAGAGGCAGAUGACUGGUGUGUCCCAAGUAAAGGCCCAAAGGAUAUGGCAAAGCAGAGUGCAGCUUCGUGAAGAGAAGUUGGUAUUGAGACACCCUAGGGGAUCAAGCUGGCUUCAAGAGCAGCAUUUGGAAGUAUUCAUCUACCUUCAAACAAGCAAGAUUCAGAACUAGCAGAAGAAAAAACAAGAUAAGAGUAUUAUAAACCUAGGCUGUAUGCACUGAAUCUGAAACCUUGCUGUGGACUUCAGGAUGAGGAAAAUAGGAGCACAUAUGUCUUUAAAGAAGAGCUAUGUAUAGAGAAAAAUGAAGCUAUUUUUUUACUAUGAUCAAAGACUUGGCGUGGUAGAGGUGUGCAAUUUUUAAAUCCUGUUAAAUGCUUGAAUUCUGCAUACUGACUGAUAAACAAGUUAUGCUGAUGCAUAUUUUUCUGUUAGAAUAGUUAUCAGCAGUUUAUCAUAUUACAGAACUUCUCAGGUAGAUAGAUAACAUCCAUACUUUAAAGUUGUAUUUAUAACCUUUGGAUAUAUAACAUGGCAGUCUUGUAGCAAGAUGUAAACAGCAUUCAAGUACAGCCUGACUGCAAGAAAGGGAGCCCCAGGAGGUAGGGAGAAAGUGUUUGCCAUAUAUAAGGAAGUCACAUUUAUAAAAAAAAAAAGUUAUUCCAGGGAUAAUUCUUAUGUGAGCCUUGCUCUGUGAGUCACAUUGUAGAUAUUUUAUGUUAAACUGUCCAUGGGAAAUCAGCCAAGUAAGGUUUCUAUCCAUAAGGUAAUGAAGAAGAAAAUCAGGAUAUUUUUAAAAGCUACUGGAAAGAAAUGGAAAGCUGCUUGGUUGUAACAGCUCUAACAUUAGGGUACAUCUAGCCUAUACCCCCUGUAUUCUGGAGAAUGUGUGCCAGGUCAGUUAGGAUUUUCCAAGAGCUGAAGUCAGACAUGCAAGUUUAACAGAAAGGGUUUGGUGAUGUGUAUUGUAUAAGCAUGUUGUAAAAAACAGCAUGUUUAAAACACAGUCUUGUGGUUUGUUUCUGUUCUGUUAGAUUAGUGGUUCAACACACUAAACCAAAAUCUGCCAAUUGUAUUUUUCAAAUUUGUAUUGGACCACAUCAGCUCAAAGUUGUACAUAGGGAAUCUAUACCCUGAAAGCUGUGGGUGGGCACUGAAGGUCUGUUGGAAAGGUUUUCAGGAGUGGUAAAAAUUUAUUCUAAGAACAGUUCAUUGCAAUAGAAAGGGUUUAGGAAAUGUCUCAAAAUAUAAACAGCACUGAAAGCUACAGAAAAGCUUUUAUGAGCAGCAAAAUAGGGGCAAUUCCCAAAGGAACAGUGCCAGUAGGAGAGAGUUGUUCAGAAAAUACUCCAUUCUCAGUAGGCUUCUUCCUUACCCAUCUCCUUUGUGUGUUUUCUCUUUUGUAAGCAAGGUAAACUUAACAGAUGCUAAACUAUUGGAUGUUGCCAAGCUGGCCAGUCAAAAGUUCAUCAGGGCUGUAGAAUAUUACUUGAAGUUUUUUACUAAUUAUCAUAUUAUCUUCUGUUUAUGUGAUCCUUUGCAAGAAGCUGCAAAUACAGUAAAGCAUCCUGCUCAGUAUGGCAGUUUUCUAUUAGAGAUUUCUAUUUGUUGGAUAGAAAAUUACUCCAUAUUCCACUAUGAAUCUAAAAUGGUUUUUAAUAGGAAACUACCUUUCUGUUCUUGAAGUCCUUUUGAGAUAUGUUUCUCAUUGAAAAUAAAAGAGUAUUUUUAUAUGCCUCAUUUAUUUUAAAAACUAAUUUUAGAUGUAUUAAUGAUAACUGCUGAGCAUGAUGACUUUAGUACUGCAUCUAGGCUGUUUUUAUCCUGGUGAAUAAGCUGCAGUCACCAAAAGUCAUCAGAUCAUUCAUCUGAGCUCAGCUCAGUGAAUGAAAUGGCUAAUAAAAAGGAAAUACCUUUGCCUACAACAUACAGGUGUAAAAAAGCUGCUUUCACUGUUGUAACUGAGUAUUUGUUGAUUUUUGAACUGAAUACAAGGUCACAAACACAUACAUAGGUAGUCAUUGUUGUCAAGUAAUCACAAUUUAUACCUUUCUGUGUGCAUCCAGUAAUGCUUGGACCCGAGUUAUGACCUGAUGGUACAUGUGUAACACAGCUGCAGCUGCUCCAGCUGAGGCACAUGGGUGCUGCAAUAGUGUUUGUGAUGCUGCUUUUAGAGCAAAGCUGUGGAACAUUCAUGAUGCAGGCAGAGGUUGUGUAGCACUUAAAGAAUACACAUGAAAUCUGUGUAGUAUUAUAAAUGACAGCUAUCUACCUAGAUAAUACAGCACCUUUUCCAACGUUCACUGACAUUUUAUUCUGAAAGCAGAGCUGUAAUUUUAAGUCUUUUACUUGGAUGUAGAUGUUGAAAUAGUUUUAUAAUAAAAUCUUUUAAAUGGU
Oenanthe melanoleuca is the source of this 3709-nucleotide messenger RNA. RefSeq names its product pyruvate dehydrogenase kinase 4 (gene PDK4). The transcript is spliced from 11 exons. Gene Ontology annotation, molecular function: pyruvate dehydrogenase (acetyl-transferring) kinase activity. Gene Ontology annotation, biological process: protein phosphorylation; regulation of glucose metabolic process. The record is from RefSeq and is a predicted model, not a curated record. Gene Ontology annotation, cellular component: mitochondrion. The coding region runs from base 131 to 1384 and encodes 417 amino acids. Lineage: Eukaryota; Metazoa; Chordata; Aves; Passeriformes; Muscicapidae.